This is a messenger RNA of Rosa chinensis, 1303 nucleotides long. RefSeq lists its product as uncharacterized. The record is from RefSeq and is a predicted model, not a curated record. Bases 71 to 1045 code for a protein of 324 amino acids. The transcript is spliced from 6 exons. Lineage: Eukaryota; Viridiplantae; Streptophyta; Magnoliopsida; Rosales; Rosaceae. Gene Ontology annotation, cellular component: chloroplast.
CUUCCUCUCUCUAACUCAAAAAAUUAAAAAACCAAAAAAAAAAAAAAAAAUUGGAGCCAAAUUCUCGGCCAUGCCAUUGAGAAAUCCGGCCACCGUCGCCGCCGUGUUGUUCUUGUUCCUCUUGUUGAUUCCGAGCUUCGCGUCCGCCGCCACCGGCGGCCACGUCGGCGGAAGCUUGUUCAAAAAAUCCAAAUCUUCGUCUUCGUCGCGGUCUUCUUCUUCUUCUUCUUGGUCUUCGCACUCGUCGCGUCACUACUACGCGCCGCCGACUUAUCACUCCACGCCGUCUCCUUCCUCAUCGUCGGAAGACGGCGGCGGUACGGCGUUAAUCGGUUUCGUGAUUGUGUUGGGGGCUAUCGUUUGUGUGUUAGCAUUCUGCGACUAUUGUACGGCGGCGGAGAAGAGAAACGUUAACUGUGCCGGGGUUGGGAAACUAAGCGUGGUGAAGCUUCAGGUUGGUUUGAUGGGCAAGGCGCGGUCACUCCAAAGGGAUCUUAAUCGAAUUACUGAAACUGCAGAUACUUCUACUCCAAAGGGUUUGAGCUAUGUUUUGACAGGGGCAACGACAGCUUUGCUUCGGAAUCUUGAUCAUUGCAUCUCAAGCUAUUCAUCUGUUAUACGAAAGUCUGAGAUAGAGGAUGCAGAGGAAUGCUUCAAACUAUUUUCUUUGGAAGAGGCGGUUAAAUUUGACGAAGUGACCCUUGCCAAUGUGAACAACUUCAAAAAGCGCUCAAAAAGCCAGUCACCUAAUGAAAUCCACAAAGAAUAUAUAGUGGUUACAAUUCUGGUGGCUACUGAUGGAGUACAGAAGUUGCCCACCAUCAGUGGCACUCGUGACUUGAAGAAAGCAUUACAUAAACUUGGAGCCAUUUCCUCGAGCAAAAUAAUGGCUGUAGAGGUCUUGUGGACUCCUCAACAAGAAAACGAUACUUUGACUGAGAGGGAACUACUCAAAGGUUACCCAGAUUUGAGGGGUUUUUAUGAAGAAGCAUAUCAAGGGCCAUAUGAAGAUCAGCAGCCGUUCUUAGGGGCAAAUGGAGUUUAGGAGCUAGUAAGAUAAAGACUACGGUCGGGUCAAAAUGUCAAAAUAUUCUCAAAUUGUCUUGUAUUGUAUAUAUCCCCUCAAUUUGACAUUAUGGUUCUGUAGGAAAUACAAACAUGCUAAAGUUCUCAAAUGGUUCUGUGUAUGCCCCCUCCGCCAAUGUUUGUACUCUCCAUAUUUUAUUUCUUCUGCCAGUUGUGGGACUUCUGCUCUCACUUCCAUAAAGCCAAAUCUCAAUGAUUUGCUCCUCGGUCUAUAAAA